Messenger RNA from Ornithodoros turicata, 3040 nucleotides. Its product is annotated as zinc finger protein 845-like. The transcript is spliced from 4 exons. The record is from RefSeq and is a predicted model, not a curated record. Bases 299 to 1639 code for a protein of 446 amino acids. Lineage: Eukaryota; Metazoa; Arthropoda; Arachnida; Ixodida; Argasidae.
UCUUUCCUUCUUUCCUUCCUCCGUACAUGGCGGCGCGCACAGCGAACGUAAAUAUUGCAGCGUUGAACAUUGAAAAGUGGUGCUCUGUCCGCGGAGACAAUAUUGGGAUCUCCACCAUUUGACGGGACCCUUUGUUUCUUGCCGUUAAUGUCGAUUCUCCAAGCCAAUUGGAACCAAAGAACCCCGAGCAGAAGUUCUAGGAGGAAACCGAGACCCCCAUGCUUAGAAACCCGAAGAGACAGAGAUCUGCGUGUUUGGGACGUCGAGUUCCAGCCCUCGGGAUUUUCAACCCCGAGAGAUGGAGCUCUCCCUAAAGUUCGUUGGUCAACUCACAAAAGUAAAAUUGGAGCCUCUUGACGCUAGCCUACCAGAACAGGGCCAGCAACAGGAAUGUAACGAGUCUUCAUGGGGAGACAACAAUUACGGGGCAACUCGAGGGAUGAUCCAAAUUAAAGAAGAACCUCGAGAGGAAUCUUCGGACGAACAUCCGAUCAUUGAAGUGAAGACAGAGCCUUACAACACUGCAAUUUUGGACCAGGUGGGAUACAGCCAUGACUCAACGUCAGAAGGAGCAAAAGAAAGCAGCGAUGGACUUCACAUCAAGGACGAGUUCAGAGGCACCUGCGAUCACGCAUCUUCAGGUCUCUCCUCUUCAAGUGCACAGUUCGAGAUCGGCACAACAAGAGUUGAACCACAGUGCCAAAACGAUGCAUUAGUCACCACUGACGGUCGACCCACAGAGCAAUCUUCAGACCAGAGCGAGACUCAAGUGGCAAGCAAGUCAUCGACGUUCGGACAUGAGAAAGACAGGCUUUAUAAGUCCAACAUUUGUUUAGACGCAUGCAUCGACACUGGCCACUUGGAGGUUCAUGCCAAAACUCACAAAACAAAGACACUUACCUGCGACAAGUGUUCAGUGACAUUCCGUCAUGCAUCAACUCUGCGAGUGCACGCAAGACAUUGCACGGGACUAGGCUCGCAGAAGUCGAACGUAAGUGCACCUGCAUGCGCAUCGAGCGCACACGAGUGCAAUCUCAGCCCUGCAGAGUCCAGCCACAGUAUGUGCCUGCAGCGUCCCAAGCGCACGCUCGUGGGCAAGAAGAGCUUCAGGUGUGAUCUCUGUGGUUUUGAGUUCAACAAGAGGUACAAGCUGCGCAAUCACAAGAAAGCACACAUGAGUGAGGGGCUAUACCAGUGCACCUUCUGUCCUGCACAGUUCAGGCGAAGCGCGAUGCUGAAGUAUCACAAGCAAAAACAUACAGGCGAGAAGGCCUAUAAGUGUGACCUCUGUCCCGCAGAGUUCAGUCAUAGCUCUAGCCUGUAUGUCCACAAGCGGACACACACGGGCGAGAAGCCCCAUAAGUGCGAUCUCUGUCCUGCAGAGUUCAACAAGAGGUACGACUUACAGCGUCACAGGAGAACACACACGGGAGAGAAGCCAUACAAGUGUGACGUCUGCCCUGCGGAGUUCAGCCGCAGCUCGAUGCUGUUGCGCCACAAGGGGACGCACAUGGGGGACAAGCCCCAUAAGUGUGAUCUCUGUCCUGCAGAGUUCAGCGAGAGGGCGGACCUGCGGUCUCACAGGCGAACACACACGGGAAAGAAGCCAUUGUCUGCGCAUUGGAGUUCAGCCACAUGAAGAGUCUGUCACAUCACAUGCGAGAACACACAGGCGAAAAGCCCUAUAACCCUGUAUCCACACGAGUCAGUUUUCUGCCGGCAGCAAGUCGGGAAGGAGUGAGAGGAUAUCCGAGAUAAACGAGGUCACUACGCGUCUGAAGACCCCCGCUCAUUCUCUAGCAUUCACACGAGUCAUUUUCCCGGCGGCUGUCAGUUUUCCGAUCCCUUCUGUAUUCGUGAUUGCAUAUCGUCUGUGUCUAGCGUAGGAUGGACCAAUGAAAGAAAAAACUUAUUGCGCUUGGGCUCCUUGUGGAUGAUUCAGAGUGCAUUCACGUGAGAAACGGGACAGGAUAUGGGCCAAAGGAUAGAUUCCGAAGAAGCGCUAUAGAAUGUAAAACAGCAUUAAUCCAAAUCUCCAUGUGGACGACCCAAACGCCUGUCGGAGUAUUUUGAGAAUAGACGCUGUCACAUUCGGUUUUAUUUUCCACUAAUGAAGCAUAUCACGAUGCUGAGCAUCAAUAUAGGCGCGACAGCGUGCCGACAAGUGAUGGACUGGCGAUGAAGCUGUGGUGUCGAACUACAGGUAGUCAAUAAUUAAUUAAAUUAAUUUAUUUUCCUUUCGGUAGGACGAGUAGCUUCCAAUUAUUAUGUUUUUAUACAUGUAUUGGAAACGUGCAUGCGAACGAUUAUGUGUAGUCAACGUCUGUCCAGCGAAAGAAAUAUCCGCGUUUAUAAAAUUCAUGCUUGUAUUCCGUGUCUGUUUCGUCUCACGUAGAGAAAAAGCUUACUAUGCAACACUACAUUGUAGGUAUCUCUCUAUAUAUUGCAUAAUUGUUCCGAAGCUGCUGCGCUGGUGUGUCAUUGCACCACUUUCGCAGUAAAGCCAAGCAUCGUUGGCGUUCCAAUUCAGAAUUUGCCAUAGUACAGUGAAUGCCGUUGUAUGGGACACAUGCAGAACAAUCCCGAUGAAAUAAAAAGCAAGCGCGAUAAGUAUCCGUUGCGUCACCUCCUCCUGCAGCCGACAGCAGACGCCGCCGGUCGUCAGAAUCUGUGCCUGGAGCACAAGAUAUCCGGCUGCCUCCAACUGCCGCUCUGGAGAUCAGAAAGUGGUGUUGUGGCGAAGAGCGCCGGUCACGUGGCACCAGAGAGCGGUGACGUUUCCUGACGCCUGAGCGUCAGCCGGCAGAAAACUGACUCGCGUGAAUACAGAGUAAGUGUGAUCUCUGUCCUGCAGAGUUCAGCCGUAGCUCGUACCUGUUGAGCCACAAGCGGACACACACAGGCGAGAGACCCCAUAAGUGCGAUCUCUGUGCUGCAGAGUUCAGCUGUAGGGUACUCCUCACACACCACAGGCGGACGCACACGGGCGAAAAGCCCUACAAGUGUAAUCUCUGUCCUGCAGAGUUCAGCCAGGGCACGA